Molecule: messenger RNA, 1038 nt
Organism: Musca domestica (house fly)
Lineage: Eukaryota; Metazoa; Arthropoda; Insecta; Diptera; Muscidae
Gene: Ski6
Product: exosome complex component RRP41
Exons: 1
Coding region: 264-1013 (249 amino acids)
Biological process (GO): poly(A)-dependent snoRNA 3'-end processing; rRNA catabolic process; nuclear mRNA surveillance
Cellular component (GO): cytoplasmic exosome (RNase complex); nuclear exosome (RNase complex); nucleolus
Source: RefSeq, a predicted model, not a curated record
AUGGAAAGACCUAUGAAUAAUUAAUAAAAUUGAAUUAGCAAGAAAUAUACAGAAAGAAAUAACGCAUUAUUUGAAGUGACCACCAAUUUUCAAGAUCUUUUGUUUGGCUUUCUUGCCUUAUCAUCGUUUUAUAAUCAAUUUCGAUUAAACGAUUUUUUUUACGUUAACAGCUGUGACGACACUUCACUAACCAUAUCAUGAGAUGUAAACAAUAAUAUUUACAGUCGGCAUUGUAGAACACGCGGUACUUUGCAGUAGAAACUAUGUCCAACUUUGAUUUGCUAAGCGAACAAGGACUCCGUUUGGAUGGUCGUCGUCCACAUGAAUUGCGCAGAAUUAAAUGUAAAUUGGGAGUGUUUGAGCAGCCCGAUGGAAGUGCUUAUUUGGAACAAGGUAACACAAAGGUGUUGGCCGCUGUUUAUGGACCACACCAGGCUCAAAACAAGAAAAUGGACAUAAAUGAAGUGGUCAUUAAUUGUCAGUACAGCAUGGCAACAUUUUCAACGGCUGAAAGGAAAAAGAGACCACGAGGAGACAGAAAAUCGCAAGAAAUCACACUGUACUUAAGACAAGCCCUACGGGCGGCUAUAAAAACAGAAUUAUAUCCAAGGUCACAAAUUGACGUUUAUGUUGAGGUGAUGCAGGCUGAUGGUGCUAAUUACGCUGUCGCCUUAAAUGCAGCAACGUUAGCAUUGGUGGAUGCUGGAAUUUGCCUUAAGGAAUAUGUGGUUGCGUGUACCGCAUCGUUGAGCAAGAACAACAUUCCAUUGACCGAUGUGUCCAACCAUGAGGAGAUUUCGGGAGGUCCCACCCUUACUGUUGCCUCACUUCCAACAUCCAAUAAAAUUGCUUUCAUGGAAAUGACGCAACGCUUCCAUUUAGACAAUUUGCCCAAGGUAAUUGAACAGGCUUUGGCGGGUUGUCGUGAGAUUCAAGCUAUUAUGGAAACUGCUGUACGCAAACACUUGAUGCAGAUGGGAUCUGCUGGAGAUUGGAGUAAUAUUGCAAAAUAAAAUUUCAGUUUAACAUUUAUAACAA